AUUUAUUAUUUACAUUUUCGAUCAAAUUGAGUUGCCUAUUAAAAUGACGCAUAGCCCACGCUUCGACCAAUUAUAGGGUAUUUGGAUGUCAUUGCGAACCAGCUGUUUUUGCUGUUCGUCACUUUGUUAAUUGAGUGUGCAAAAAUGCCACGAGCGAAGAAUUAAAAAUAAUUCAACAUUGUCACCAAAUUGUCGCAAUAUUUUGAAGUCAGGAUCGAGGCGAAAUGGAGAAACGACAGCGAGAGCUGGAGGCGCUCGUGACCACACAGAAGGAGCAGCUAUCGCGCUACGAGAAACGACUCAAAGACGUGGUCACCGCCUACAAGGGACUUUUGAAAGAGAAGGAAGCACUCGAAACGAGCCUGGCAGCUCAUGCCGAGGCCACCUCCAGUGUCGUCAAGGAUGCCACUCAACCCAGUGAAGACAGCGAUGCUUCCGGUGCUGCUGCAACCGAAGCAGAUGCUGCUGAUGGCAGCGGUAGCGAUGUCAAUGUUGACAAGGGACAGCUGCAGACACAGAUCAUCACGCUGAUGAACUCGCUGGCCACGCUCUCGGCGGAAAAGUCACGCAUGGAAGCCUCAUUCCAGGCGGACAAGAAGCAGCUGCGCUCCCAGAUUGCCCAAAAGGAGCAGAGCAUACAGGAGCUGGUGGCCAAGGCGAAGGAACAGUCGCAGCGCGCCAAGAGCGAUGUGGACGAGGUGAAGGCCAAGUGGAUCAUUGAGCGACAGGAGCGCGAAAAGGAGACCAACAAUCAAAUGAUUAUGUUGCGUGAACUGCAAAAACUCUACGCGGACGAACGGCAUCUCAAGGAGAACAUCGAGAUGCAGCUGAACAACUUCAAGACGCAAUUCGCCAGCAACGAGGCAGAGAACAGUCGUCUACGUGAACUGCAGUUGCAGCUGAAGGAGGCGCGUGCCCAGCUCAAGCAAUUCCAGGUGAAGUCGGAGCAAUCUUUGGCCGCUGCCACCGCCGCGGAUAACAGCGCCCUGUUGCAACAGGUGCGCCAGGAGAUGCAACAGCUGCAGGAACAGCAUGCGGUGGCCAUCAAGCAGGAGCAGCGUCGCGUGCUGCGCGCCGAGGAGCAGAGUCGUCGCCAAGCGGCGCUGCACGAGGAUCGUGUGGCCAAUUUGGAGGCACGUCUCGCCGAACUGAGCAGCUCGGUGGGCAACUACGAUCGUCUGCGACAGCAGGAUCAGGAGAACAUUCAUGCACUCAAGCAGCAGCUCCACGAAUUGGAGCAAUCGCAUUCCCGCCAAGCGCCUGCGGUAGCUUUACUAAGCGACAGCGAUGCCGACAUGGCCGGACUGGUGGAUGAAAUUGUGCGUCUCAAGCAGCUGCUAAUCAAAGCCAAUGCCCGCUCCGCACAUCCACUCGAUCUUAGCCAUGUGCUGGGCAGCAAUUCGACUGCCGCCACAGCCGACAGUCAUGUGCAUUGUGAGCAGCAGCUGCAGAGCUUGCAACAGUCGCUGGACUCGGCCAAGCAGCAGCGUCAGCAGCUGGAGCAGAAGACGCAGUUGCAGCAGACACACAUCCAAACGCUGCAGGAUAAGGUGCAAGUGCUCAAUCGCAACAUAGACGAGGCGGAGCAGGAGCUGAAGCAGCAAGGCGACAAAAUGCGGCAAGCCCUGAAGCAGGAGCGUGCCAAGUGGCAGGAAGCGAAGGCAGAGCUUGAGAAUGAGACGCGUUGCAAGCUGAAUGAGCUGGAGCAACUGUUGCAGAAGCAGCGCCAGAGAUCGCUGCAGUUGCUCGACGAGAAGGAGCAGGAGAUUAAGACACUGCAAACAUCGUUUGAGGUCUUUCACAAACCGACUGCAACAACGCCACUCGAGGGUAACGAGCAGUUCAACUAUUCGUCGGAUGCCGACAGUGUUGAGGUGGAAGCUGCUGGUGAGUUGCGACAGCACAAGGUAAAGCCCAAAAAGUUGUCGAUCAGUGAGAACUGCCAUAUGCUGCACUAUGCCAACGAAUUGGCGCGCAAGGACAUCGAGAUUACAACGCUGCGCAAGUCCAAAUACACGGCGGAGUCGACGCUUCGCAAGGCCAUCCAGGACAAGGUGACAGCGCAGCAGGAGAUGCACGAGAAGAUCGAGUGCUUGGAGGAGCAAGUGGAUAGACUGGAGCGCUGCAAGACCCGCGAAGGCGCCAAUUUGGAGUACCUGAAGAACGUCAUCAUCAGCUUCAUUGUGACCCGCGAUGCGGAGGGCAAACGUCACAUGCUGAAUGCAAUCAGCGCUGUGCUGCAGUUCACCAAUUCGGAGAUGACAACCAUUAAUGCCGCAUUCCAAAAGAAAUAGCGAAACACAUUCAAUUCAAUCCGUGUAUAACAAUGAAAUCAAUAUAUUGUAGCUUAACUGAA
This is a messenger RNA of Drosophila albomicans, 2356 nucleotides long. It is a transcript of the gene GCC88, whose product is annotated as GRIP and coiled-coil domain-containing protein 1. Gene Ontology annotation, cellular component: Golgi apparatus. Bases 225 to 2294 code for a protein of 689 amino acids. The transcript has 3 exons. NCBI's taxonomy places the organism in Eukaryota, Metazoa, Arthropoda, Insecta, Diptera, Drosophilidae. The record is from RefSeq and is a predicted model, not a curated record.